Micropterus salmoides (largemouth bass) is the source of this 1564-nucleotide messenger RNA. Its product is annotated as zinc finger protein 664-like. The coding region runs from base 1 to 1491 and encodes 496 amino acids. The transcript has 3 exons. Lineage: Eukaryota; Metazoa; Chordata; Actinopteri; Centrarchiformes; Centrarchidae. The record is from RefSeq and is a predicted model, not a curated record. Gene Ontology annotation, biological process: regulation of immune system process; negative regulation of transcription by RNA polymerase II; regulation of cytokine production.
AUGGGUCACGGACCGACCACAGCAGGAACCCCACAGGGCAGCGUGCUGAGCCUCUACACCCACGACUGCACCCCCAACCCCAUAAUCACACAGGCAGACGACACCACUUUACAGGAGCUGGGCUGGUUUGAGACAAUGAGGGGACGGGCCGCAGGCGUGAAGUGGAACAUCAUGGCUGAGUUCAGGAGAACAAAGCAGAGAAAACAAAGAAGAAGACAGGGACUCAAACGUUACAGCUGUCAGCACUGCAACAAAUCCUUCACAACAUCUGGAUCUUUAAAGAUUCAUCAGAGAGUUCACACUGGAGAGAAACCGUACAGCUGUGACCAGUGUGGGAAAACUUUCACUCAAUCAGGUCACCUAGAAACUCACAGACGUGUUCACACUGGAGAGAAACCGUACAGCUGUGACCAGUGUGGGAAGGCGUUCACUACAUCAAGUGAACUAAAAAUCCACCGACGUGUUCACACUGGAGAGAAACCAUACAGCUGUGACCAGUGUGGGAAAACUUUCACUCGAUCAGGUCACCUAGAAACUCACAGACGUGUUCACACUGGAGAGAAACCGUACAGCUGUGACCAGUGUGGGAAAACUUUCACUCAAUCAGGUCACCUAGAAACUCACAGACGUGUUCACACUGGAGAGAAACCGUACAGCUGUGACCAGUGUGGGAAGGCGUUCACUACAUCAAGUGAACUAAAAACCCACCGACGUGUUCACACUGGAGAGAAACCGUACUGGUGUGAACAGUGUGGGAAGGCGUUCACUACAUCACGUGAACUAAAAAUCCACCGACGUGUUCACACUGGAGAGAAACCGUACAGCUGUGACCAGUGUGGGAAAACUUUCACUCAAUCAGGUCACCUAGAAACUCACAGACGUGUUCACACUGGAGAGAAACCUUACAGCUGUGACCAGUGUGGGAAGGCGUUCACUACAUCAAGUGAACUAAAAAUCCACCGACGUGUUCACACUGGAGAGAAACCAUACAGCUGUGACCAGUGUGGGAAAACUUUCACUCGAUCAGGUCACCUAGAAACUCACAGACGUGUUCACACUGGAGAGAAACCGUACAGCUGUGACCAGUGUGGGAAAACUUUCACUCAAUCAGGUCACCUAGAAACUCACAGACGUGUUCACACUGGAGAGAAACCGUACAGCUGUGACCAGUGUGGGAAGGCGUUCACUACAUCAAGUGAACUAAAAAUCCACCGACGUGUUCACACUGGAGAGAAACCGUACUGGUGUGAACAGUGUGGGAAGGCGUUCACUACAUCAAGUGAACUAAAAAUCCACCGACGUGUUCACACUGGAGAGAAACCGUACUGGUGUGAACAGUGUGGGAAAACUUUUACUACGCCAAGUGACCUAAAUAAACAUCAACGUGUUCACACUGGAGAGAAACCUUAUAGCUGCGGCCAAUGUGGGAAAAUGUUUACACGGAGCAGUAACCUUAAAGUCCACCAACGCAUUCAUGCUGCCUUAUCGUAGACAUUUUCAGAGCAAUGCUAGCUGGUUCCUCCUGCCUCCCCGAUACAUUAUCAUGUGACUGUGAUGGAGUAGU